AUGAGUAGGAAAGUCAAAGCGCAAGCUUCGAGUGCUCGAGCUGCAACAGGAUUCGGUGGCUUUGGCUCGUUUCAAACUGCUGCCUCGUCCAUCUCGUACAUCACCGAGCAGCCUGACCUUUCUCAGAUUGCCGAGCCAGGCGUCGUGGUUGCCCUGAAGAAUCUCAGCAAGAAGGACAGUACUACCAAGACCAAGGCUCUAGAUGAUCUUCUAGAAAGUCUCAAGGACAAUGCUGAUCUUGCUGUGCUAACAGCAUGGAGUGACCUCUACCCCCGCGCCUCGAUCGAUAAUUCCCAGCUCGUAAGACGAAAUGCACAUGCUUUGCAAGGGCUUCUGACUGUGAAUGCUGGUAAGAAAAUUGCACCUCUCUUGCCCAAAAUCAUUCCUUCGUGGCUCGCUGGCACUUUCGACAGCGAUAAGUCUGUAGCCAAAGCUGCCAACGAUGCCCUCGACAAAUCUUUCCCCACAGAUGACAAGAAGGCUGCGCUAUGGAAGGUCUAUAAGAGUGCGAUAUACGAGCGCGUGGAAGAUGCUCUACUCAAUCAGACGGCACUUACCUUGAGCGAUGAGCGCACUACAAGUCCUGAUGAGGCCCAAGCGAAGUAUGUCCGUGUGGUCAGUACUGGCAUGCGUUUGCUAAGCCAGUUGGUGUCUACCGGAUUGGACAGCCACGAGAUUUUGAACGAGAAAAAGUUGUGGGAAUUUGCCUAUCAUGACGAUCCAUCCUUGAGGAGUGCGACAUAUGGCUUGCUGCUGACCCUGCUUUCCAAGAACAUCCAGGACCUGGAUUGGACUAUACUAAGCACUUCACUUCUCUAUAAAGGUCUUAACGUAAAUCAAACCGGCUCUUCCCGCGCAUACGUUCAAGCACUUUGUAAGUUGACCGAAUCUCACUCUUCCGUAUGGACGACAGAUUAUACUGCAAAGACUACUGCUUCAAAGAGGCUGAUUCAGUUUCUUCGGCAAGGCGCACAGAGCGGCCCUGCCGACACGUGGUUUCGUAUAGCUCAUUUGCUACGUAUCGUCCCGGGUACUGUAUGCAAAAACAAUCUCGAGGACGUCAACAGUCUGAUUGAGGCAUAUCGAACUGGUGUCUUAGUCGAAAGAGUGCAUGUUGAUGCUGCUUGGUCCAGCUACACUGAGGUUUGUUCGUGGUUAGUUGAGAGCCUUCAACUACCAGAAGAGCGGGAUGCUUUUCUCGAGCAGAACCUGAUGCCUACUGUCACUGCCUACGUCAUGAAAACGUCUGGAGAUAGAUGGCGGAUAUCUGGUCGGGCGGACAAGACUGCCAGUACAGCUUUGCGCAUCAUUGCAGACCACAGCCAGGUCGUUCUCGAAAAAACGUGGGCAGCUGCUGUUGACGCCACGAUUACUAAGAUAAGAAUGUCCCUCCCCGAGACUUCCAAAGACUACAGAACGUCUCAAGAUGAUGUCGCUUCUCAAGGGAAGCGAUUACUCAGCCUGAGUCAAAAACUUGAUGCAGCCGGUGUACCCAAGGCUCUAAUCUCUUCUCUGUUAGACGCUACACUUGAUCUUCUCAAAUCCAGGAACGGCAAGCCAUAUGGUGCUGCCAGCAUUCUUGAAGGUCUAGCUUUCGUCCGGUCAGAGUUGCACUCUUUACUUGACAGUCCUUCUGUUGAGCAACUUAUCACCAUCGCAAUCCAAAAGGACCAACCAAUAGGUACCACGAUUCUAGGUUCAUCCUCCACAUCAUUACACAUGGCACGUGGUACUGAACAUUACCUACGUAAUGCUCCCGCGCAUAGCUUCGACGACAAAGAGAUUGCCAGAUUGACCCUCGGCAGAAUUGGAAACUUCGAGGAUGAGAAGAGAAGGGCAUUUGCGAUCUCUUUGCUUGUGAAUCCACAUCUUCAUAACCAUAAUAUCAGAGCCGAUGUCUUGUCUCGUCUCUUCGACAGCCUCAGCAGCAACGAUGAUCGAAGUCAUGCGCUUAGCAUGCUCGAGACCCUUUCGACGCAGUCGAGUCUGAUGCGAGAACUGUCACAAUCGGAGAUAGGACCUCAGCUGUCUUCGAAGCUUCUGCUGCUAGCUGAUUCACCUGAUCAUGCGAUAGCAGAGCGGGCCAACUCUCUAUCGACGACUUUGUCUGGCGCUAGCAAUCAGACCUCUAGUUCGGUCUCGAUUAUAAGACAACAACUUCGUGGUGAUGGUGAUGCUCUUUCAGUUCUAACGUUGGCUGAUCUCGGUCUCAGGAGUGUGGCAGCCGUCGAGCCUAUGGAAAUAUUACCAGAUCCGGAGGACUGGCAAAGGGCAAUCAGGUCUCUUUGCGGUUCAUCAAUGCAUCCAAGCUUGUCGAUCACAAGUCCUCUGCAUGGUGUAGUAUGGCUUAUCGAAGCUGAUACCCAAAUCACUCAACCAGUCGUUCGUGACGGUGAGGAUUUUUCGUUGCUGUUUAGAAUUGUCUUCUUCGUGACGAAAGUGUUUGUCGACGCUACAGUCUUGAAGACGUCUUCUGGACCUCGCGUUGAUGCACUCUACCGAUGGUAUCCUGUGGCACUCGAAUUGAUCAACGAAAAGCUCACCCUAGAUGAUGCGAAUACGAUCUGGCUAGGAUCAACCGCAGAAGUGCUACAUGCUGCCUCAGACGUUCUGUCAGAAGGCACUCAGCUUUUGACUACCUGGUUGGAAGACGAAGACUAUGUACAAGACUGGCUGCUACGAGGUUCUGAGCUCGAUAAUCUUGACCGGGAAACGUAUUUCACUGCUCUUGCAUAUCACCGCAUCAUCUCCAGGCUCUUCGACACGAGACCGCAAGCAGUGUUGCAAGCGUACGAAGACAGUUUAUCGACUAUCCACAAAUCCGACGAUAUACUUGAAAGCUCUUCGAUACUGUCCGCUGUUAACGAGUUCCUGCUUGGAUCUCAAAACGGAUUGAAAAUGGUCAACGAACUGUUGUCGCACGUCACGCAGUCGCCCUCAGAUUUCAAGCAGGUUGCACUCCUGAAUAUCCUUCUAGGCGGCAAUUCUAGUAUACUAGAAAAAGUACCACAGCAACGUCAAGUCUUCGCGUUCAAGGGUCUUGUUGCACAUCUGGACGAAGCGAAAGAUGGGUCGAUCUUGUGUGAGACUUUCCGCCUGUUAGCACACCUCAUUCCUUUCGUGAGGAGUAUCUAUAGUGACAUGUGGGCACAGCUUUUACAAGAGCUUAACGGAGCCUGGAGCAGUACUGAUGUUGUCUCCAUUCAUGCAAUUUUGCAGGUCUAUAAUCAGCUCAAGAUAGCCACCAAACAAGAAGACGUCAGCGAGGAUCUCGUCUCGGCGUGGUCCGCGAAUAGGAUGGAGCUCGAUUCCGGUUUGUUACAUUGUCUGCAGUCACUGAGUGAGAACUCGCACGAUGUGGAUCAACCACGCUCGAUUACUGCAGAGCUCCUGCGCCGUCAACUGAGCGACAUCAAGGUUACAGACGAGGCUAAACUGUAUGUCUUACUGAACUCCAGUCAAUCAGCUGUCAGGGAAGCAGCGUAUGGGCUCUUACAUGUAACUGUACCAGCUAAACAGGAGCAGCUGUCAAUCGAUCUAGCCCUCGAGCAAAGAAUCGCAGCGCUGCCUGAGGAGCUUAUGAAUCUUAUCACAGACGUGUCAAACACACAGCAAUAUCUACUCAGCUGGAACAUUGUCUUCGACCAUUUCCCCAAGGCAUCAUACAGGUUGCGUGAAACAUACAGUGCUAGUCUGAAAGCAAGCGGCGUCGUCAACCAGCUGCUGGAUCUGAUCUGCGAGACUUUGCGGAUAACGUCUGGCCGUCCGUUGGACGCCUCGAAGAUGCAGAUUGCACAGUACGACGUAGGAACAGCUGAAACUCCUGAGCAGGAUAUUCAAUGGCUCAGCGUCCACACUUAUUACCUGGCGCUACUGUAUACUCCAGCAUUGAUAAAAGACUGGUUCCUUCAGCAGAAGAACCGUGUCAAGCAGCCUCUCGAAGCCUGGACGCAGAAGCACAUGUCAGCAGCCAUUGUUGCAUCCUCGAUGCUUACUGUCAUGGAUUGGUCAUCGGCACAAUCAAGUGGUUCUGACGAUCGACCGAUCGAGGUCAAGGCAUCGCCACGGGGGUCGGAGAUUAUUGCGUCGAUCGCAGUAGAUCCAGAAUCACCACCUAUAUCAUUGUCCAUUUCACUUCCUCUUGCAUAUCCGCUCGAAUCACCCACCGUCUCGUCUCGCACAAGAGUUGGCGUCUCGGAGAAGAAUUGGCAAUCUUGGCUUCGAACAAUUCAGAUCAUCAUCUUCAGCUCAGGCAGCAUCAUAGAAGGAUUGGUAGCAUUUAGAAGGAAUGUGCAAGGUGCACUAAAGGGACAAACCGAGUGUGCUAUCUGUUACAGCAUUAUAGGGACGGAUAUGCAGACACCAAACAAGAAGUGUGGCACGUGCAAGAAUAUGUUUCAUGGCGCUUGUCUGUUCAGGUGGUUCAAGAGCUCGAACAGUUCAAGUUGUCCUCUUUGUAGAAACAACUUCAACUAUGCUUAG
Messenger RNA from Lithohypha guttulata, 4482 nucleotides. RefSeq lists its product as uncharacterized. The record is from RefSeq and is a predicted model, not a curated record. The coding region runs from base 1 to 4482 and encodes 1493 amino acids. Lineage: Eukaryota; Fungi; Ascomycota; Eurotiomycetes; Chaetothyriales; Trichomeriaceae. Gene Ontology annotation, cellular component: RQC complex; cytosol. Gene Ontology annotation, molecular function: ubiquitin protein ligase activity; zinc ion binding; ribosomal large subunit binding. Gene Ontology annotation, biological process: rescue of stalled cytosolic ribosome; ribosome-associated ubiquitin-dependent protein catabolic process. The transcript has 2 exons.